Hemisphaericaspora subhashii is the source of this 1875-nucleotide messenger RNA. RefSeq lists its product as uncharacterized. The transcript has 2 exons. Gene Ontology annotation, biological process: transmembrane transport. Bases 1 to 1875 code for a protein of 624 amino acids. Gene Ontology annotation, molecular function: transmembrane transporter activity. Lineage: Eukaryota; Fungi; Ascomycota; Pichiomycetes; Serinales; Debaryomycetaceae. The record is from RefSeq and is a predicted model, not a curated record.
AUGUCUGGACGUCAAGGAGGUAAAGCCAAGCCAUUGAAGGCUCCAAAGAAGAAACAUCAAGAUUUCGACGAUGAAGAUUUAGCUUUCAAAGCCAAACAAAAAGCUGAUGCUGAUGCCAAAAAGAAAAUGGCUGAACAAGCAAAGAAAGGUGGUCCAUUAAUUGGUGGUGGUAUUAAGAAGAGUGAUCAUAAAGACAAUGAAAUAGCAACUAGCUGCCAACUUAGUACAUCUACAGAAGGGGCUGACCUUGGGGAUAAACUAGGAGAUGCACAUUUGAAUAUACUCCCGACAAAGAAAUUAAUGGUAUGCCUAGCAGCUCUAUCGUUAGGUUUAUUUGCAUCAUUUGUUGACCAAACUAGUAUAACAGUUGCAUUACCUAGUAUAGGAAAAGACUUAAAUUCGGAAACAACCAUCAAUUGGGCUUCGGCAGCUUCGUUAUUAGCAAAUUGUGCCUGUCAAGUGCUUUUCGGUCGAUUAGCUGACAUUUUCGGUAGGAAAACUAUGUUGUUAUCGUCGUUGGCUGUGCUUGGUAUCGCCGAUCUUGCUUGUGGGUUUGCUCAAACAGGGGUCCAAUUCUUCAUCUUUAGGGCAUUCACAGGUAUAGGUGGAGGUGGGAUUCAAUCGUUAACAAUGGUCAUGGUGAGUGAUAUUUGUACUCUUAAACAAAGAGGGAAAUAUCAAGGUAUAUUGGGAUCUCAAGUUGGGUUAGGAAAUGCGGUGGGUCCUUUUAUAAUGGCUGCAUUUAUUGAGAAGAAUUCUUGGAGAAAUUUUUAUCAUAUGAUGACUCCUUUAAUUGCUGCAAUUAUGUGUGUUAUUUGGUAUUUCAUCGAUACUAAAGAAUCAUCCAAGAACUUAGACAGUGUUUUAAGUAGAAAGGAAAAGUUUAAGAAACUUGACUAUCUUGGUAUGUUUUUCAGUACCGCAAGUUUGACGUUGUUGUUGAUUCCCUUGAGUGGUGGUGGUUCGACAUAUGCGUGGAACAGUUCAUUAGUCAUUGGUAUGUUCGUGGUUGGUGGAUUAUGUUUAAUUAUUUUUGUCUUGGUUGAAUGGAAGAUCCCCACAUUACCAAUGAUUCCUUUAUCGUUAUUCACAAGACCUUCUCUUGCAAUGAUAUUAGGUUCAAAUUUCUUCUAUGGAAUGGCUUAUUAUGGAUUCACCUAUUAUAUCUCAUACUACUACCAAAUCGUUCGUGAGAAAGAUCCAAUCCACGCUGCUAUAUUGAUGCUUCCAUUAGUUCUCAGUUUAGCAAUUUCAUCUACUUUGGCUGGUCAAUUAGUUAGUUUAACGGGCCAUUACAAGUGGAUUAUUUUAGUAGGAUAUGGUGUCUGGACAGUUGCUUGUGGAUUGACCUUACUUUUUAACAUUAAUACCAACUACGGAGUAAUCGUUGUUAUCUUGUUAGUAAUGGGAAGUGGUGUUGGUUGGACUUUCCAGCCUACAUUAGUUGCAGCACAAAGUCAGUCCAAAAAGUCUGAAAGAGCAGUGGUUAUCAGUGCCAGAAAUGUUCUUCGAUCAUUUGGAGGUGCAAUUGGUAUUGCAAUAGCUUCAUUAAUCGUCAGCAAUACUUUGUUAAAACAAGUGAACCAACAGCUUCAAGGAGAUUCCAUACUUCCAAAGGAAUAUUUAAUCAAUCUUAAAACUCAUAUUUAUUCACAAAUUGAUACAACAGGCUUAUCAGCAGAACAAAUUGUUUUAGUUAAGACCAUGUACAUGAAAUCCCUCCAUAAUUUCUUUUAUUUAACCAUUCCCUUAAUUGGUCUUUGUUUUGUUAGUACCAUAUUUAUCACCGAUCAUGGUCUUCAUUGUAUUGAUGAGGAACCCGAGAAACUAAAUCAUCAGGAUAAAGAGGAAUCAAGUGUCAAUUCAAAUGUAUGA